AUGAUCCAGGUGCGCCGGUUCCGCGUGCUCGUGCUGAUGGUGUUCCUCGUGGCCUGCGCGCUGCACAUCGCGCUGGACCUGCUGCCGCGGCUGGAGAGGCGCGCGCGGCCCCCGGGGGAGCCCGGCUGCUCCUGCGCGCAGCCGGGUGAGGCGGCGGCCGGCUGGGCCCAGGCGCGCGGCCGCCCCGGGGAGCCCUCCGCCGCUGGGGACCCGGGCUGGCCGCACAAGCACACGCUGCGCAUCCUGCAGGACUUCAGCUCCGACCCGGCCUCCAACCUCACGUCCCACUCGCUGGAGAAGCUGCCGCCCGCCGAGCCGGCCGAGGGCGCCGUGCGGGGCCAGGACCCCAGGGUGCCCCGACCCCGCGGCCCGGCCCACCGGCCUCCGCUUCGAGACCCCGGCCCCCGGCGGCCCGCGCCGCUGCCCGGCCCCAGCGGGGACGGCUCGCUCCUGGCCCGGCUGUUCGAGCACCCGCUGUACCGGGUGGCCGUGCCCCCGCUGACUGAGGACGACGUCCUCUUCAACGUGAACAGCGACAUCAGGUUCAACCCCAAGGCGGCGGCGGCGGCGGAGAACCCCAACUGGCCGCACGCCGGCCCCGAGGGCGAGGACUUCGCACCCACGGGGGAGGCGGCUGUGGACAGCUACCCCAACUGGCUCAAGUUCCACAUCGGCAUCAACCGGUACGAGCUGUACUCCAGGGACAGCCCUGCGGUCGAUGCCCUGCUGCGGGACCUGGGCACCCAGAAGAUAACCAGUGUGGCCAUGAAGUCGGGGGGCACUCAGCUCAAGCUCAUCAUGACGUUCCAGAACUACGGGCAAGCCCUAUUCAAGCCCAUGAAGCAAACGAGAGAGCAGGAGACACCCCCUGACUUUUUCUAUUUCUCGGACUACGAGAGGCACAAUGCGGAGAUCGCUGCCUUCCACCUGGACAGGAUCCUGGACUUCCGCCGUGUGCCCCCUGUGGCCGGCAGGAUGGUCAACAUGACCCGGGAGAUCCGGGACGUCACGCGGGACAAGAAGCUGUGGAGAACCUUCUUCAUCUCCCCAGCCAACAACGUGUGCUUCUACGGGGAGUGCUCCUACUACUGCUCCACGGAGCACGCCCUGUGCGGGAAGCCGGACCAGAUCGAGGGCUCGCUGGCGGCCUUCCUGCCGGACCUGUCCCUGGCCAAGAGGAAGACGUGGCGGAACCCGUGGCGACGCUCGUACCACAAACGCAAGAAGGCGGAGUGGGAAGUGGACCCCGACUACUGCACCGCGGUGAAGCAGACACCCCCAUACGACCGCAGCCACCGCAUCCUGGACAUCAUGGACAUGACCAUCUUUGACUUCCUCAUGGGGAACAUGGACCGCCAUCACUAUGAGACUUUUGAGAAGUUUGGGAACGACACCUUCAUCGUCCACCUGGACAACGGGAGAGGGUUUGGAAAAUACUCCCAUGACGAGCUUUCCAUUCUGGUUCCUUUACAGCAGUGCUGCAGAAUCCGCAAGUCCACCUACCUGCGGCUGCAGCUGCUGGCCAGGGAGGAGUACAAGCUGAGCCUGCUGAUGGCCGAGUCCCUGCGGCAGGACCGGGUGGCGCCCGUGCUGUUCCAGCCGCACCUGCAGGCCCUGGACCGGCGGCUGCGCCUGGUGCUGCAGGCCGUGGGCACCUGCGUGGAGAAGGACGGGCUGGGCCACGUGGUGCAGGACGACCUCCACCCCCUGGACCCUGGGCACAGAGGCUUGGCCGACAGAGACCAGACCCCAGACUCACGGACAGCCGCCCUGCGCCAGGCUCCCCGCCGAGGCUCUCGCGCUGUGAACUUAACUUAA
This is a messenger RNA of Pipistrellus nathusii (Nathusius's pipistrelle), 1818 nucleotides long. Lineage: Eukaryota; Metazoa; Chordata; Mammalia; Chiroptera; Vespertilionidae. The record is from the annotation of a GenBank genome assembly.